Molecule: messenger RNA, 1026 nt
Organism: Aureobasidium musti
Lineage: Eukaryota; Fungi; Ascomycota; Dothideomycetes; Dothideales; Saccotheciaceae
Source: the annotation of a GenBank genome assembly
AUGGCCGCGUCGAUCCCAUCCACAAUGAGAGCUUCCCAAUGGACUUCCAUUCAGGGCACCAUCGAAAAGAGUCUCAAAGUGAACAACAAUGCAGCCUUGCCCAAAUCUGCAAGCUCACUUGGCAAGGACCAGACUCUUGUCAAGGUCCAUUAUGCCGCCCUGAACCCGGUUGACUACAAGCUGCCUGAAGCACCCGUCGUCGGCAACUUGGCCAUUUCCAAGCCAGCAUCGCCUUGUAUGGACUUCGCUGGUGUAGUUGUAAAGACUUCGAGAAGCGACCUACAACCCGGUCAAGCUGUCUUCGGCAAGACGGAGCCUCNNCCUCUUUUUGGUGCUAUGGCCGAGUACCUGGUCGCUGGUCGGGACGGAACUAUCGCUCUUCCCGAUGGCGUCAAGUCUGAGGAUGCCGCCUGUGUCGGUGUCGCUGGUUUGACCGCCUAUCAAUGCAUCGUUCCUAACGUCAAGGCUGGAGACAAAAUCUUCAUCAACGGUGGAUCAGGAGGCACUGGCUCUUUCGGUAUUCAGUUCGCCAAAGCCAUGGGCUGUGAGGUCACAACGACAUGCUCUGGACCAAACGUGGAACUCUGUAAAAGCCUGGGCGCCGAUGAGGUAAUUGACUACCGUACUCAAGACGUUCAUGAGACUUUUCUACGCAGUGGCAGGCGCUUCGACCUGAUUGUCGACUUUGUUGGCUCUCCAGAGUUGUACUGGCAGGCACACGACUGGUCCAAGGAAGGCGCGAAGGUCGUCAACGUCGGAGCCACCAUGACCAUGGACUUCUUCCGUCGUCUACUGCCAAUCUUCCUCCUGCCAAGAUUCUUGGGAGGCGGUACAAUGAAGUACGAGUUCCUGACAUGUCACGCUAAAGAAGCUGACUUCAAGCAAAUUGGAACGUGGAUGUCUGAAGGAAAGGUGAAGCCUGUCAUCGCUGAGAUGUUCAGUCUCGAAGAUGUACCGAAGGCUUUCGAAACGCUCAAGACUGGUCGCGUCCGUGGCAAGUUGGUUGUCAAGGUCUCGAAUGAGUAA